Lepisosteus oculatus (spotted gar) is the source of this 3733-nucleotide messenger RNA. RefSeq names its product lectin, mannose-binding, 1 (gene lman1). Lineage: Eukaryota; Metazoa; Chordata; Actinopteri; Semionotiformes; Lepisosteidae. Gene Ontology annotation, molecular function: D-mannose binding. The record is from RefSeq and is a predicted model, not a curated record. Gene Ontology annotation, biological process: endoplasmic reticulum to Golgi vesicle-mediated transport. Gene Ontology annotation, cellular component: COPII-coated ER to Golgi transport vesicle; Golgi membrane; endoplasmic reticulum membrane.
CCUACAGUCUGCGCUACGUCAGCAGUGGGACUGAAAGAUGGCGGUGUCCAUAGAAAAGUGCUUGAUUGUAGCAACUAGGUUAUUAAUAUUAACUUUAAUAUUUCACCUGGUUUCUGCGGACGUUGUUCAGAGCUCCCAGGACUCGCCACAUCGCCGGUUUGAAUACAAAUACAGUUUCAAAGGACCUCAUCUUGCGCAGAGCGACGGUACUAUUCCUUUUUGGGUGCACACUGGAAAUGCCAUCCCAAGCUCAGAUCAAAUCCGCAUCACCCCAUCUCUGAGAAGCCAGAAAGGGUCUGUGUGGACAAAAAACACAGCUGCAUUUGAAAACUGGGAGGUGGAAGUAACAUUCAGAGUGUCUGGCAGAGGUCGGCUGGGAGCUGAUGGGCUUGCAAUCUGGUACACAUCAGAGCAAGGGCUUGAUGGUCCAGUCUUUGGAGCAGCUGACCUAUGGAAUGGACUCGGAAUUUUCUUUGAUUCUUUCGAUAAUGAUGGGAAGAAAAACAACCCUGCUGUUCUUAUAGUUGGAAACAACGGAAAGCUAAUUUAUGAUCAUCAGAAUGAUGGUUCAACUCAAGCCCUGGGAACAUGCCUGAGAGACUUCCGAAACAAGCCCUAUCCAGUCAGAGCCAAAAUCACAUACUACCAGAAGUCAUUGACGGUUAUGAUAAACAAUGGCUUUACUCCAGAUAAGGAUGAUUAUGAAUUCUGUGCCAAAAUUGAAAAUAUGCAUAUCCCAAGGGAAGGGCAUUUUGGGAUUUCAGCAGCUACAGGAGGGCUGGCUGAUGAUCAUGAUGUGCUGUCCUUCUUGACAUUCAGAUUAACAGAACCAGGACAAAAACCGCCUCCUCCAGAAGCUGAAAUUCCUAAAGAAGAAAAGGACAAGUAUCAAGAGGAGUUCGAAAGCUUUCGACAGGAGCUUGACAAGAAGAAGGAAGAAUUUCAGAAAGAACAUCCAGAUGUCCAAGGAGAAGCUGUAGAGGACCUGUACGAGAGUGUGAAUGACAGAGAGAUUCGGCAGGUGUUUGAAGGCCAAAACAGGAUCCAUCUGGAGAUCAAGCAGUUGCACCGUCAGCUAAGCAUGAUUCUGGAUGAGCAGAGGCGAUAUGUGUCUGUGGUCACUGACGAGAUCAGCCGAAGGGGAGCGCAGGGACAGCCAGGACAGAUUCCCACUCAAGAACUUGACACAAUAGUUACAACGCAACAAGAAGUGAUGAAAAGCCUAAAUGAGAUCAGGGGUUCUUUGUCGGAUACAAUGAGACAAGUGGGCUCUGUCCAUAACCAAGGGAACUCAGCAGGAACCUAUGAGACUGUCCAGCACUUCAAUGACAUUAAGGAGCACAUUCAUUUGGUGAAAAGAGACCUUGACCAUUUAAUACAGCGUAAUGGGGGGCCAGGUGAAAAGACUAAAUGCCCAGACAUUCCUCCAUUCCCAUCAUGCCUUUCCACUGCUCACUUCAUCAUGUUUGUUGCGGCUCAGACGGUCUUGUUCAUUGGUUACAUAAUGUACAGAAGUCGACAAGAAGCAGCUGCCAAGAAGUUUUUUUGAUGAAAACCCCUGUUUAUCUGUGGAAAAAUCUAAAAAAAGAAUUGUGUGAAUGAUGUCAAUUUUUAAUUUUUUUCUCAAAAGUUAAAUUAUUGUACUUAAAGAAUAUUGGUGAAGACAAUUAUAAAAUUUUAAGUUCAAAAUAUUUUUCUUGGUAUGUUUGAUCAAAGAUGUACGUGAAGUUUUCAAAGAAUGUUUGGAAAUGUUUUGUUAAGGAUUUGUUUUCUCCUGUGUGUUAUGCUGUUAUAAUUCAGUCAGAUUUUCUUAUAGAAAUUGUCCAUUAUAACAAAAUUUGUUAACCACUGUCCAUACACGUAGCUUACAAAGCUAUGGUGAAUUCUAGAAAAAUGAAGCAGACAUAGAUGUUAUGUAAGCAGGUAUUACAUCUAAUGAAUUCUGUGAAUUGCUCUUGAGAAGUCCCAAAGCAGCAUUUAAAAUUAACAGCUGGUGGUUAGUUAUUUUGUUUUCUAAAUCAGUGCUAUUUUCAGGUUUCAACACAAUUCUUUACAUUUGCAUUGCAAUUUUUAAAAUGAGAAGUCAUAAAUAUCAGUUCAUAGAUCCACAAUUAACAAUUUAAAAUGAUGUAAACCUUUCUAUAGUUCAGCUAAAACAUUUCAGUUGAUGUAUAUACUAUAGCUGAAAUGUUUAAAGUAGAUUUUCUUUCAAAAGAACUUGAAUGGAACUCUUUAUUAGUCAAAUCAAAAAAGCGGAUUCUGCUAAACCAGGAUGGUAACUCUUGCAGAAAACUAAGCAAGUUUUUGACAGUGACUUGAAUUUUUUUCAGCUAUUUUUUGAUCUACAUUUGGAACAGCAUUUAGAACACAGAGAAGUGAAAAAAGACAAAACUGGAUUUUUUCAUGUGACCUUAUUCCGAGAGUUUCCAUUAAACCCUUUUUUGCCUGCUAGAGAUUCUUCGAUUUUACUGCUCGUUUAAGUUGCAACAGUAUGAACAAUUGGCUCCUGUCAGUGUUUUCAACAAAUAUACUGUAAAUUGGUAUUGUAGUCUUGAUUGUAUACACAUGAACUUUGAGUUACAGUGUGGGGUAGUGCAUAAAUUCCAAAGCGGAGUUUAAAACCUCACUUCUAGAAUGGAUAGGAAUGGUUCUUUGGUUUUCUGACUUUUCUUAGAGAAUUUUCUGCUGUUUUAUUUGCUCAAAUAUGUACGUACUUAGUUGUGCUCUGUAAAAUUUUGUAAAGAGCCUUGACUGCAGAGUUCUUCUCCAGUAUGAGUUCUGCAGUGGUGUUUCUCUGCACCCUCUUGAGUCUAAAUUUUGCAUCGCUGACACCUGCAUGUUUCUAAGAGCCCUGCUUGCACUGAGUGAACCUAAUAUGCAGACAGUCACGAAACUAGAUACAGGAAGGUCAGGUUAAAUCUGGUCCUGUCCAGGUAACUUUAACGCCUACUGCAUGUUUUUCACUCUCCAGUCCCAAAAGUAAAGUGGUUCCUCUGUGGAUGUAGCCAGAAGAAUACAUUUUAACUGGGAGUGAAGCGAUGCCUGACUUAACCUUUUCACUUCAUAUGCAGGGGAAAAACGCAAUCUUAGGUCACAUAUAAAGAACAUCUGUUUUUGAAUUGUCUUCUAAAUUCUUAAUUUUCAGAUAAGACUACAUUUUGAACCAUAAGACUUUUGAAUUCUAAAUAAAGCUGGAAACAGUAGUGGUAAAAUGUGUAGAAAAAAUACAAAAUAAGCUGCCUGUAAAGCCAAGGUAACUUUUACAACUUCUAAGUUGUGAGGUACAACAUUACAACUCAGGGACGAAGGCAUGGCAUCAGUGCCAUGUUCAGUAUAGUGCUGUAACGAUGCUCAGCUUGCAAGUGGUCAAACUCUUCGGUUAUCUCUGUUCUGUUCUCUCACCACUGCUUAAGUGUCAGUGAUUUCUGCCAUUACAAAGCUUUAUAAACUACCAUUAAAAAUAUUCCUUUUGAUUAGCCAAAUUGCCACUACCAGUAUUGAUAUUGAAGUUAAAGAUUGGUUCCUGUCUCUACGCUAUUGCUUACAUGCCUUCCUGUUUCUCUGUACUUUGAAAUUUGAGUACUGAAUGGAAUUACGUUUUAUGCUGCCAUCCCAGACAAUAUUUUUCUUUCAUCCUGGUUAUAAGAAAUAAAUGUUGAAAGUAAAUAUUGAUGUUAGUCAUGUUGUGCUUAUAGCUUUCUAUUAAAAUAUGCAUCAGUGCUGGUUUCCAUAA